GGUCAAUUUCACCAAUCCGUCAAUUUCAGCCAGUUUGUCAUUUGCACCAAUCCGUCAAUUUCAUCAAUCCAUCAAUUUGGUCCCAUUUGUCAAUUUAACCUAUCCGUGAAUUUCAGCCAGUUGGUCAAUUUUACCAGUCCGUCAGUUUCACCAAUCCAUCAAUUUCAUCCAGUUGCUCGAUUUCGAAGAGUUAAUGCCAGUUUUCUCUACAUGGGGUUCCAAAACCCUGUGGAAAUUCAGUUGAAGAAAUGAAGUUGGGGGCGGGGAGGUUUACUACUUUGAUGGUCACCCCACAGGUGCUUCCUUCCUCUCCACAGAACGACAGCCCCGCGUUGGCCCUCCUCAGCAUUGUUCUGAUUUUCGUCUUCUUUGUGGGCUACAUAAUGGGACCAGCUUCCAUUCUCCCCGUAAUUAUCGGUGAAUUGUUCCUCCAGUCAUCCCGAGCGUCCGCGUAUACGAUUGCAGGAUUCGUCAAUUGGGGAAUAAAUUUUUGCUCAACUUUGCUGUUUCUUCUGACUGAGUCCUACCUUAAGACCUACUACUUGCUCAUGUACUGGCCUUUGAUGAUCCUCGCCUUUAUUUACAUUUUCUGGGUACUCCCGGAAACAAGCGGCAAGACAUUUCAAGAGAUCCAGGAGAACAUGGCGGCCUGCACCUUCAGAAAGUCAAGAAAAAUAACCGCUGAAUAG
Molecule: messenger RNA, 689 nt
Organism: Ahaetulla prasina
Lineage: Eukaryota; Metazoa; Chordata; Lepidosauria; Squamata; Colubridae
Product: solute carrier family 2, facilitated glucose transporter member 5-like
Exons: 3
Coding region: 249-689 (146 amino acids)
Biological process (GO): monosaccharide transmembrane transport
Cellular component (GO): membrane
Molecular function (GO): hexose transmembrane transporter activity
Source: RefSeq, a predicted model, not a curated record